AUGACUGACUAUUACGAACCAACUUUGUUAUUUAGACAGAAUGCCAUUAGAAGAUUCAAUCCCAGUUUAUCGCCCAUUUCCAGCGUCUUGAGCUUGGCUGAAGAUCUAACUACGUCUCAAUCCUCAAUCAACUCAGUAUGCCUUGAUAAAAAAACCAACACAUCUUCAUCUUGGUUACUCAACUUAAAUAAUGAAAAAGAUACCCAAGUAUUGAGCAAAUCGUGCUCCUUAAAUCGUACCAAUAUCAAGUCCAACUACUGGAAGAUCCCCGAUAACAAUAUGAACUUGACUUCAAUGUGUGUCAAGCGUCAUCAAUCACUGCAAAACCCUUUGUUGGCCAUUUCAUCAAACAAUAGUGACAACAAUUUAUUCAUGUAUGAGAUAAAUCUAGAUUCCAACCAUUUGAUUCAUCAUUCAACAAUCAGCUUGUCAAAUAUACAUAAUAUGAAGUGGAUAAACAACACCUCCUUGAGUGAUAAGAAUUACCUUGUUACCGGAAACAGCAAAGGCUAUGCACAUUUGGUUACCAUGCCUGAUAUAGGAUCGGGUGCCAUUGAUGAUCCGGAAUUGUACUCUGCUGAAAUAUGCAAACGUUUUAAUCACGGAAAACACAUCAAAGAUAAGACUAGAGCAGAUGCAAUGUUGCCAAUCAAACAAUUGAGCUUAUACAAUAGCGACAAGGAAAUGAUUUCGAUAUACGAUGAUUACCUUUUCCAUUGGGAUAUCAUGAAUGCAGAGUCACAGCAAAGACCACAACCUAUAUCAAUCACAACUGUUGGAGGAAUAAGGAAUUUUGAUGUUUUGCCUCAUAAUAAUACAACAUUGAGCAUUUGUGGUAAAUUCGGUAUCUCGUUGUUUGACACAAGAGAUUCGAAGUUUAGUGUCCCAAUGUCGUCCUCAUUGUCUAGGAAUUACCGCCAAUUAUCUGGCAAUAUAGUCAAAUGGAAUCCUGAUAACGAUAAUGUACUUGCCGUUGGACAUGGUGAUGGAGUUGUUCGAUUAUGGGAUGUACGUAAACAAGAUUAUUUUUCAAGCUUGCGUGGACAUUCACGCCGGUCAACUUUGAACCAAGUAACUAGUAUUGAAUGGGAUCAAGGCGACUUGUUCACUGGUGGACAGGAUGGCAAUAUUAUUCACUGGGACCUCACUUCGGAUGUGAGCUUGGAUGAUGUUGGUCACAUGAAUUGUGGGUUAAGAGAAGGGUUGGACAGUGUUAAAUUCAAUGAAAAGACCAAUUCAGUUGAAGUUGAUGUCAAUCAAAGACAAUGUGGAACUGUUUUGCCCGCUUCUAAUACCAAUGUUGUUGCUAUGUGUUCGGUUGCAAAUGAUUGUAAUGAGAUCAAAAUAAUGUCGAUAGAUGGGUCGUCAUUUUUGGGUGUACAUUCCCAAGUCAAGGAGGCUAUCAAGUUGAAUAUCAAUCCCGAGAAAUUGUAUUACUCUGAGGAAGAUAUACAGGAGUUGUUGAGGUACGAGAGAUCGAUAAACAGUAAAGAUGACUUGUCAAGUUGCGACCAAGAAAGCUUGAUUGAGCCGGAGCUGCCAUUGACAAUACGGAGAAAACCAACUUUCGUCAGUAUACGUAGUGUUGAUUCCAAUAGUGAACAAGAGCAAUUACUGGGAUCCGAUACCGAGAUUGAAUCUGCUAAUCUUGAAUUGACACUAAUUCCAUCGCCUAGGUUCAAUCAGUCUCAAGUGGAGGAUACAAUUUCAAUGGAUGAUUUUGACUUUACAUUGAACAACAAUACAUCUCAAUCAGACGUGUCUGGACCCGAUUCACCACAACACUCCUCACUAAAUGAUUCAAUGGAUUCGUUGUCAACAAUUGCAACCGACUUGGAUGAGAUGAUUGUUCACGGAAAGGGUAACGAAAAGCUGGUUGCAGUUAAGCACAUGGUGGAAAAUUCCACGCUUUUUAAGAAAGAGGAUACCUCUUUAUUCAAGACAUAUUCAGGCCAUGAUUUGAAAAAUUACAAGUAUAGUGAUAUAUUUAGAUCACUUGAUAAUUUGAACUUGACAUAUUAG
Messenger RNA from Lodderomyces parapsilosis, 2022 nucleotides. RefSeq names its product Dse1p (gene DSE1). Gene Ontology annotation, molecular function: protein binding. The record is from RefSeq and is a predicted model, not a curated record. Lineage: Eukaryota; Fungi; Ascomycota; Pichiomycetes; Serinales; Debaryomycetaceae. Bases 1 to 2022 code for a protein of 673 amino acids. Gene Ontology annotation, cellular component: nuclear pore outer ring. The transcript has a single exon.